Daucus carota subsp. sativus is the source of this 1804-nucleotide messenger RNA. Its product is annotated as homeobox protein knotted-1-like LET12. Gene Ontology annotation, cellular component: nucleus. The coding region runs from base 196 to 1386 and encodes 396 amino acids. The record is from RefSeq and is a predicted model, not a curated record. The transcript has 6 exons. NCBI's taxonomy places the organism in Eukaryota, Viridiplantae, Streptophyta, Magnoliopsida, Apiales, Apiaceae. Gene Ontology annotation, molecular function: DNA-binding transcription factor activity, RNA polymerase II-specific; RNA polymerase II cis-regulatory region sequence-specific DNA binding. Gene Ontology annotation, biological process: regulation of transcription by RNA polymerase II.
AAAAUAAAAUAAAAAUGUAAGAUUGUAGUUGUCCCUGUAUACGUAUUAAACAAUGAUAUAAUGGAGUAAUCCACACUCUUCUCUCUCAUCUCUCUCUGGGAAGACUUUGAGUAGGCACAGUGACUAAACCACACCUCCUCUAGAGAAAACCAGAGACAUAUACACACAAAUCUUGUAUCUAUAAUUUUGAUAUACAUGGCGUUUCACCAGGACCACAUCUCUCAAGCAAUGGCACUCCACCACUACUCCGACCAACAAUUAACCGACAACGCCUCCCUCUUCCACCUCUCCGGCCAGUCUUCGCCGCCGUCGGAAGUCAACGGCAAGCCUCCGACGUGGCUCAACAACGCUAUCCUCCGUCAGCAGAGCCACAACUACGCCGCCGCCGAAGGCAACUUUCUUCACCUCCAAACCACCAACUCCGACUCCUCCGCGUCCAAUCAGUGGCUGUCGCGGUCGCUGAACGACGACGUGGCGCCGUCCGGCGAGACGAUGAUUCCGAUGAGCAAUCAGGAGAAGAAGUACGAGAGUAACGAUAAUUGUAAUAGUAGUGAAGAGAAGAAUUGGCAGAAUGCGAAGAGCAAAGCGGAUAUACUAGCGCAUCCGCUUUAUGAUCAGCUGCUUUCGGCUCAUGUUUCGUGUUUACGAAUUGCGACUCCGGUGGAUCAGCUCCCCAGGAUUGAUGCGCAGCUUGAGCAGUCGCAUCAGGUCGUCGCCAAGUACUCAAUUCUUCAGCACAAUAAUACUCACCCGCUCGACGCAAAGGACCUUGAUCAGUUUAUGACGCAUUAUGUUCUAUUGCUCUCUUCCUUCAAAGAUCAACUACAACAACAUGUUCGGGUGCAUGCAAUGGAAGCAGUCAUGGCUUGCUGGGAACUUGAACAGUCUCUGCAAAGUUUGACAGGUGUGGCACCCGGUGAAGGUACAGGUGCAACAAUGUCUGACGACGAUGAUGAUCAUGAUGACAGUGAGACUAAUUUGUUUGACGGGGGUCUAGAUGGUCCAGAUAGCAUGGGAUUUGGUCCUCUUGUCCCAACUGAAAGUGAGAGAUCGUUGAUGGAACGCGUGAGACAGGAGCUGAAGCAUGAGUUGAAACAAGGUUAUAAAGAGAAAAUUGUGGACAUUAGAGAGGAAAUUCUCCGUAAACGAAGAGCAGGAAAACUUCCAGGUGACACCACUUCUCUCUUAAAAGCCUGGUGGCAAUCACAUUCCAAAUGGCCAUAUCCAACAGAGGAGGAUAAAGCAAGAUUGGUGCAAGAAACAGGCUUGCAGCUAAAGCAAAUAAACAAUUGGUUCAUUAAUCAAAGAAAGAGAAAUUGGCACAGCAACCCUUCAUCUUCAACUGUUUCAAAGAGCAAACGCAAAAGUAAUGCAGGUGAAACCUGAAAUGAGCAAUUCAUAUAGUGACCGAAAAUCAACAAUCAUCUGGUGUCAAAUUUUGGUGAAUAUCCAAAUGUUUCAUGGUGCCAAUCCAAUAGAUAUAAUGUGGCUGAAGUGGAAGACUCUAGGCUGUAACUACACUAGCUCUACUGAAGCUCAUAAUCUAAUGGUGCAAAGUAAGCAGAUGCUGCAAAUCCCUUGAAGUAUUUGACUUGAUACACAGACGGAUGAAAUAGUACUAAAAUGUGAUGUACAUACUUGGAGUCUUGGACGAUCCACAUAAGUGUAUAUUAGGCUGAUAAGCAUGUAUAAAUAGGACAAAUCUCGUUGAUAUAUAUGCGUACACUUGGUUGCACCAUGAAUCUUAUUUUUCAAUGUUGUCAAGUUUGUAUAAAUGGGAGCUUGCUUCGGCAUUUUCAUUUCA